Spirodela intermedia is the source of this 4804-nucleotide messenger RNA. The record is from the annotation of a GenBank genome assembly. Lineage: Eukaryota; Viridiplantae; Streptophyta; Magnoliopsida; Alismatales; Araceae.
AUGGCGCGCUUCUCGUCUUCCCUGUCGGCUGUGGUGUCGAGCGGUCUCGUCUACACGCGGAGGAGGUGUUCACCUCUGGUAGCUCCGGCUGCUCUCUUCCGCGCCUUAUCCUACGAGGUACGGCCACUCCAGAAACGGCGGAGGGGCGCCACCUUGUCGUCCCUGUUUCCAAGGACGGCUGUGGCUUUUGGCCUCACCGCUACUGCAGGCGACGUCAUUAGUGACGACAGAGUUAGUGCUAGUGGGUAAAGACUUCAUAAUUUCGAAUAACAUCUCGUGUGCUGGAGGUGUGAUUUGUUUUCUUACGUCGGUAGCAUAAUUUAUUCCCUGCAUCCCGGAACUUUAAAUCCGCCUUCGGCUUCUCUGGAGUUUGGACAAUUUGAUGGGAGUGGGAAAUGCACGCGCGGUAUGGUUAAAUCUGUGUAUGAAGAGGAACAUGAAAUGCUUAACAUUAUGUAGAACAGAAAAUUAAAUUUUCUGAUGUUUCCUAUAAUAUAUUUUCUGGGUAUCAGUAUUUUACAUAUAAUUAUGUCACUUUGAAGGAUGCAUUGUUGUAUGAAUGUUUCUUAUGGUUACUAGUCGUAGCAUUUGAUUAAUACCUAUUUUAGGAAAAAUAAAACAGGCAUUAAAACCGUCUACAGUCGGUUCACAAUGGCAGAAAAACUUAUGAGUAUAAAAAAUACUGACUUCCGCCAGGACAGAUACAUCUUGGUUGAGCAAUACAUCAUGGAUGAAGGCCAUUCCCAAACAAUUUCCUUCACCAUCAUAAGACAAGCUAUCUUUUCCAGUUGAGAUCUCCUGUUUGGGUUCAGACUGUAAUGUGCCAUCAUCAUUCAAAAUUAGAUACUGUGGAAGAAAAAUUUCUGGACGUACAACAACUCAUAUCUUAUUUUCUUCCAAGUAGAAGAAAUUGUUCUCGUUUUCCUUUCUCUCUGUAGCUUUUCUUCCAACGGCUCAUGCCUUUACCAGCUGCUUAUUACUUAUUGGGUUAGCUGGUAUUGAAUCAAUCGCCUCCUGUGUUAUCUUUUCAUGAUCUCGAUCUUCUUCUCUUUCCUACAUAUGUAACUGGAUUUAAGCCUCGGAGAUUUCUCGGGCUGGCAUUUCCAUUAAACCCCCCUGAUCUUCCGUGAAUUUCUUACCACUGGAUUGUUUUGAUUUCAGACACUAUCAAUACAACCGUCUGCUUCCCUGCCCAUCGCAGAAUAGGCCACCCAGGGUUGAACACCUCGUUGUCUCAGAAGGGGGGCCGGUUCUUGAGUAUAUUUGCAAGGAACUGGAUCUUCCUCCCCUGUAAGUAAUGGAAAAGGAUUUGGAAUCAGGAGUUGAUGAUUGUUUCAAUCUAUCUUAUGGAUGCUGAUGAGCAUUGUGCCUAUUGUCUGAAUCCAAUGUCCCUUUUGAAGCUAUGUUGCUGAUCUAAUUGAUUUCGGGGCUGUAUAUUACGCCCUGGUGUGCCCAACACCCCCUCCAAGCGCUACUCAAGAGCAAGUUGAGAUUUUUAAAAGGGUAACAGCACCAUCAAUUCUGCAGAAGAGAUCAUCAAUUAAAGGAAAGACAGUGAGGGAAGCGCAAAAAACCUUCAGGAUAACGCGUUCUGAUGAAUUCGUUGAAACAGGCACAUAUUUACGCGUGCAUGUGCACCCAAAGCGCUUUCCAAGGUGGUUAUAGCUAUCUGAUUGUUGGAUUUUUUAAAAUUUUCCUUUUUUUUAAAAGGAGAUUCCAUAACAUAUACCCUUCUAGUCUUUACCCAGAUCCCAUUCCAGUUUUGUGUUUCAGUGCAUCAUAUUUUCUCACAUCGUCCCUCCUUUUCAUACCUCUUCUAAAUGGUAUUCAAUUAUUUGCUCAUUAGAAGCAUGAAGUCAGCCCUGAAUAAUAAAUCACUUUGGGCAAUUUUUCUGCAGCCAAUGGAAACCCACUUCUGGAUUGACAGGGAAAUUUCAUGGUUAUGAUUACGUUUUAUUUUAUCACACUGCAAUGCUCAUUAGUUUCUGAAUAUAAUCAGGUGUUACGAAGUCGAUUGGAAGUCUAGAAUCAUAGCAGUGACUGAAACAUAUGUUGUCCUCGACAAACCAGCAGCUACUUCAGUAUGUGCAUCUUUUUCCUGUUCCCCACAUAGUUGGUCAUUACUUUGUUUGCACAAAUUCCUGCUCAGGUACGAUACUGGAAACUAUUUGGUGUUUAAUAAUUGUCUGUUGAUAGCCUUCCUGCUAUUUAUCCAUAAACAAAUUUCACCUAAAUCAGAAAUAGGGGGGCUAAUCAAAUUUAGAAUAAAAAAAUGGAAGAGACGCAAGAAAACGAUCAUCUGGAAGGUGUGAUUGCAUGAUCAUUGGGCGGUUUGGGACUCAUGAGAAGCCCAAUUCAGGCCUCAUUCUUGGUUUAAAACAUCAGUCAAACCUAGAAAAGAAUGAUCUGGAGCCGGAAGAAACUGUGUUGAAAACGUCCCUAUCCCUCCUUCCAUGUUCAUCGUGUUGUUUCAAGUAUCACCCACCAAACCCUUUGACCACCCUUUACGUUCCAUCCUCUUCUCCACCCUUCCAACUUCUCCUCCAUGCUGGUUGGGUAUUAUCUUUACGUUCCAUGUUCUGACUUUGUUCUUUGAAUUUUUUGAGGUAUUGACUAUAGUGUUCAUUCUUUAUGCUUUUUUGGGUAUAUACUUAAAUGUGUCUUUGGAUCACCUACUCCUGCCUUAGUUUCUUUUGUCUCAUGCUCUAUGAGGCGUGUAUGGUCUGUGUAGGUGGGUGGGACUACCGACAACAUUGUAGAAAGCUGUGCAAACUUUGCAACUCGUGCUUUAGGGCUAGAAAGUCCCUUGCUGACCACUCAUCAGAUUGAUAACUGCACAGAGGGCUGGUAAUUUUCAUUGGAAUAAAAUAGCCUGAGAUGCCCAGGGAGAUGUGUAAGAGAAAUAAUGGUUGAUUCACCGUUUUGCAGUGUUGUGCUUUCUAGGUCGAAGGAUUUUUGCUCUUAUUUUCAUGGAUUAAUAAGGGUAUGUUCUUGACUUGAUUUUAAAUUAUUGAUUAUUCUUUUAUUUUGUAAUAAACGGAUAUUGUGAAAAGAGAAUGAUAUUUUUCUUCAAGUAGAAUAAUUAUUAUUUUAUUCCACCUCAGUGUGUGAGAUUUUAUGAACAGGAGAAGAAGGUGAACAAGCUUUAUCUUGCUCUUGCUGCGGCACCUGUGCCGGUUGGAAUAAUUUCACACUACAUGCGCCCAGUAAACAUGGCCCCCAGACUUGUUUCAGAGGGUGAGGAUGAAUGAGAUUCGAACAUUAUUUAGAUUUCUCUAAGUAAUGCUGUUCAUUCUUAAAAGGUUUUGAAACCAUAUCAGGGGAUAGCCCGCUAUAUCUGCUCUAGUCGCAUAAUACCCUCUCUCUCUCUCUCUCUCUCUCUCUCUCUCUCUCUCUCGCCGCAGCAUAUGAUGAAAAUUGCUGGCCAUAUCAAAAAAAUUCCAUGAUAACUGGGUGUAUAGAGCGUGCUUAAACUGUCGUUGUCCUAGAAUGGCAGCUUUUAUAUGUAUUUUAAAAGAGAAGUGACAAAUAUUUCAUAAAUCUCUAAGACUAAACACGCAGAUACACAUAUUCUUUCUAUUUCAUAUUAUAUUAUAAUUGUUUUCGUCUUAAUCUUUAUGCCCACAUUCCUUCAGAUUUGAUUGAUAGAUGGCAUCUAUGCCAACUUGAGGUAUUACAGUGCGAGGAAAUCCCUUGGCCAAAUGCAGAGAUUGAGAGAAGAUACUCCAUUGAAGACUGCGGAUGGCCAUCAAAGCAUGUGGCCUAUGAAUGUACGAUCAAGCUAUUAACAGGAAAAACUCACCAGGUAUUUUUUUUAUCCAAAAAUUACCGAUUUGGGUUUUUCAAACAUCUUUUCUUUGAUCUAGUUUAAUUAUUUCUUGAUCCUUGGAUGAUGAAUUUCUAAUUUUUUUUUCUUGUUCUGUGGGUUCUUAAAAGGUAUUCUUUUUUUUUAUAUACAAUGUUCUUGCGUUUAGAUUUAUUAUCUUAUUUAUUUUUUAAUAUUUUUUGUUCAUUGUUUCCCACUAUAUAUAAUCCUGGGAAGUUUCUGCUUCUUUUCUAUUCCUGGACAAUCAUACGAUGGAUAAUUAUCUUUUUGGAUGUUUGGAAAUGAAUUCCCGGUUUUUUUUUUUCUUGUCCUGUGCGUUCUUUAAAGAUUUUCUUUUUUAUAUAUAUAAUUUUCAUGCGUUUAAAAUUAUUAUCUUAUUCAGUUUUAAAAUUUUGAUAUUAAUAUAAUCCUGGGAAGUUUCUGCUUGUUUACUAUUCCUGGAAAAUCAUAGGAUGGAUAAUCUCCACGCAUAAAUAAUUACUAUCGUCUUGAUUUCUUUGUUUAAUAUUGGAAGUGCCGCUGACUUUUUCACUGCUCUUGUGCAGUCAGAUUAUUGAGGAAGCUUCUGGUUUUUGCUUACUCGUUGACCUUUUGAGAAUGGACGUAUUUUCUAAAAUUGGAAAAUAAAUAAAUCUUCAUACGUAAGCAAUGGACAUAUUGUAUUUAUUUAUUUAUUUUUAUUUUGGUAACCUUACGAUGCAGAUCCGAGCCCAGUUGGCGGCCAUCGGUGCCCCAAUCGUGGGCGACUCCAUGUACAUGCCCGCCGUCAUCAGGGAGAAGGAGGACCCAAAAGUCAACCCCUUUGGGAGGUCCAGGAACCCCCACGCUGCCGAAGAUGACGGCGGAGGCAGCGCCGUUUUGGAGUGGAUCGCGCAGCAUGGGAAGGAACCCGCUGCGGCCAUCGGCCUCCAGGCCUUCCAGAUCUCCUGGGACGACGACACGUGUCUCUAUAAUUCUGGUGCCCCUUGGUGGAGAUGA